AACGUGGUCAAAGUAGUUGUGAAAACCGCGGGAAGAAGUUGAUGUUCUAAAAUUCUAUAUUCCGUGCUUUCUGUUUCGUUUCUUGGAGUCGUUGUGGUUCAGAGUGAUAUAUGUUAACGAGGAACUGAAAUUUUAACAUAAUGGAAGGGUCUGUGCAGCUGUGUGAUUUUAUUUGGCAGCAUGAAUGUAGAAGAAGGUGGAUUAUAUAUAAAGAAGAAGAAUUGACUAUACUAAAUAAAGCUAUUGGGAAAAAACAAAAGACUGUCAAGUUGCCAAGUAGUAAUAUUAAAAAAGAGAUUAUUGUUCAUCUGGAUAAAAUGUAUCAAAAAAAUCAAGUUACAUCAUAUGAACAGCGAAUUCGAUGUGGAGUUUAUAAUAAUGGUUUCUAUUCUUGGUCUUGGCAAGAUGAUGAUGGUUACUGGUAUUGCUAUCCUGCAUUUGUAGUAUUAUUACUAGAAGUUGCAUAUGAACAGAAAAAAGAAAAGCUGAGUAUGUAUCUUAAUGGAGACUUGGAAAUUGACUUAAUAAACUUUGUCGAAACUAAUGAGGAGACUGGAACCUCUCGACGUAUCAACAGAGAUUGUCUUGAAAUUCCUCUAACCAGUCUUGAGGGAAUGAUGAUAACAGCAAAUUGUAAAAAUCACGUGCGUAAAAUCGCAUGUGAAGUAAAUUUAAGUCAAAGGUUUGUUUUACCUGAAUUUUCUGCCAGUGCCAGAGCAAUUGGAGAUACAGUUCAGUCAUCAGUUAUCACUGUUGGCAUGACUCCUCUAAAUACAGAAGAAGAAAUUGCUUUAAGUCCUGAAGAUUUAAAAUGUGUUCCAGUGGACUCAGAGUGUCAAGAACGUGAAAAUUUUCAUCUGUACUUUGAGAAUGGCGUGCUUUUUACUGCCACAUUAAAUCUAACAAGUUUGCAGAAAAACAGUAAUAAAUUUUAUAUUAUUCAAAUUUUAGAGCAUAAUAAAAGAAAACAGUACUGUGUCUGGCGCCGAUGGGGCCGUGUUGGUAGCAAAGGACAAAAUGAACUUGUCAAAUAUGGUUCUAACAUCGAAUCAGCAAAAGAAGAAUUUGAAAAAAAGAUUCCUCAGCUGACAGUCUUCACAAGGUGUAAAGUGUUCUGCGAUAUUCUUAACCAUGGAUGGGCAAUAAAAGUUAUGCGGAACCUGUUCUUUGGGAUUACAGUUCCUAGAACAGCAACUCAAUCAAAACUGGAUCCCAAAUUGCAGUCUCUUCUGAAUUUGAUUUGUGAUAAGAAACUCAUGGAAGAAGUGAUGAAAGAGAUGAAUUAUGACAGUAAAAGAACACCCCUAGGCAAUUUAACAAAAACACAAAUACAUGCGGGAUAUGCUGCAUUAAGUGAAAUUGUUCAACUAUUAAAUUCUGGAGGUAAGGGCAGUGCACUUGUUAGUGCCUGUAACAACUUUUAUACCAAGAUUCCUCAUGAUUUUGGACGCAAAACACCUACCAUCAUUACUACAUUAGAUGAAAUACAAGAAAAACUGAAAAUGUUAGAAGCUCUUGGCAACAUCAAUGUGGCCAUGAAUUUAAUGAAUGAAAGAAUGGAUAUUGAUGAAGAUCCUCUUGAUAAAUACUACAAAAAAUUAAAAUGUCAUUUGGCAGUGCUUGAUCAUUCUUCUGAAGAAUUUGCUGUUAUCGAGAAUUGUAUUCAAACUACGCAUGGUCGAACUCAUAACAGCUACAGCAUGACCGUCAUCGAUAUCUUCUCCAUUAGAAGAGAAUUGGAAAGUGAAUCAUUUUUAAAUUAUGGAAAUGUUAUGCUGCUGUGGCAUGGUUCACGUCUAACCAAUUGGUUAGGUAUUUUAAAAGAAGGGCUACAAAUUGCGCCACGUGAAGAACUCAUCUCAGGCACUUUAUUUGGAAAAGGUAUCUAUUUCGCUGAUGUUAGCAGCAAAAGUGCAAAUUACUGCAAGGCAACUAAAAAGAACAAUUCAGGACUUCUUUUAUUAUGUGAAGUCUCCCUGGGACAGCAGUUAUAUCUUUAUGAUAAUAGAGACAUAAAUCUGCAGUUACCUGAGGGCUACCAUAGUGUAGCUGGAAUAGGCUCUAUAAAACCUACUAAUUAUCACUUGGGAGUAUUAUCGGCAGAAGCUAAGUUACCAGGAGGUCCACUCGUAGAAGAAAAUGUGAAAUGUUAUUUACAGUACAAUGAAUAUGUUGUUUAUGAUCCAAAACAAAUAAAAAUGCGCUAUCUUGUUAGAGUUAAAUUCAAUUUUAAAUGAAUAUUUCUGUUUACUCUUUUACAUUCACUUUUUAAAAAUUUUUAAACUGUUGACACUUUUUAAAGUAUUUAUUUUGUUAAUAUUUUAUAUUUUUAUACUAUAUGCAACACAAUUAUAUUGAAAUGUUUUGCAUCUGCUAGAUUUGUGGUUCUGAAUAAAAUGACCCGUGGGAAACUCAUUAAUUGUAAAGGCGAUAUUAAGAUCUUGAACCAGAAAGACAGUUUUAAUAUUGAAAUGAAACAGAUUGUAUAACAUUUCUAUGAGCCAGACAUGCAUUAAUUUUGUAACAGUUUAAAUUUUUUACAAUUUUUAAAGAUUCAGAGUGUGUUUGAAGACUGAAGAAUUCUUCUAUAAUUUGCAGCAGAUGCCUUAUUAGUAGCACUGCUUUACAUUCUAAAUUUAACCUGUUAAUUGGGGAUGUCAUUUAUAUUAUUAACAAUGCUUUAAAGUACCUGAAAUAUUAUACAGUGUGAUGUUUAAUAUAUUAGUGCUGAUUUCAGUGUUCAAAAAUUUGGUGCAUUGUAAAACCUUUUGCUGGUUUUAAAGAAUAAUAAUCUCUUUUGAAAGGAACUGAUAUUUUUUUAACUGAAAUUAUGGCAGUUGUUACACAUCUAAUAUUUUAAAAUACAGUAAGAUUGUGUGUUCUAUCUGCUUUAUAUUUAAAAUUUAUUUUUCUUAUUAUGUUCAUUUUGUUAUUUAGAAUGUGUUUUCCAUGUACUUUGUUAUGCAGCAUAUAUUUAUCCCCUCUCCAAAAAAUGCAUGCUAUUUUUAAAGAUAUCAGCUAUACCUGAUACAUGAAAGUAUUCUGUUUGGGGGGGGUCAUGUAAGUAAGCCUUUUCUUUACAAAUUUAUUAAUAAAAAAUGAAUAACUUUAUUAAGUUUUGGUAGAAAACAUAAUAGUGAUAUAAAAUUCUGUAAAAAAAUGUAUGUCACAUUAACUCAAAGUAGCAAUGCUACAGCUGCUUAAGUUGACUUUUACUUUUUUUCUUUUUGUGUGGUGUUGGCUACAGGUCUUUCUAAUUAUGUGAAAUCAAAAAGUGAAUUUAUUUUUUUUUUUGUUAAAAUCUGAUCUUCAGAUCUUAAACCUAAAUUUCAGGGAAGGGGAAUUAAAAAUUCAGGACACUAGAAAAAUUGAUUUAUUUUUUUUGAACAGUUUAUUAUAAACAAGAUUAUUAAUUUUUUAAUGGUAUUUUAUAUUUAAGAUAAGCUCAAUAAGUUAAUCUGAGUUGAAUCGAUUGGUCAGUUAAGUUUUUAGCUAGGAUUCCAUCGCUUGCAGAAAAAUGUGUUUAAAGUUUAUGGUUAGAAAAAGUAGUACUCAAUUAAUGAUUAAGUGGACAUAUUGCUAGAGAAGCUUAAUCCAUAAUGUCAAGCUCAUAUAAUGUAUGCCUUACUGUUCUGCAAAAUUAUCCAUUUGAACCGUUAAUUCCUGUUUCCAAGAUGGCCUGGCCUCUUUCCUUUUUCUUCUUUUCAAGUGGUCCUCAGUGUACGAUAUUUUGAUGAUUCCAUGUGGAGUUUCAGGGCUCCAGUUUGGGUUUAUAGCAUUAAAAAUGCAUUUUCAGGUGUUAAAUAUAUUUUAUGAACUGUAGAAGAGUGUAAAAAUAUUCAGUUCUUCAUGACCCUCACCCCAAUAUAGCAUUUUGUUAUGAAUUUUUUUAAUAAUUAAUCCAUAUAAUGCAUAAAAAAUUUUAAAUAUUGUUUUUGCAAUUGUUUCAUUAAAUUAAACCAGGUUAAGAAAGGUUGUGAUACAAAGAAUUUCAUUUGUUGUAUUUAUUGUACAGUCAAAAGUCGUUAAUUCGGACACCCAUAAUUUA
Messenger RNA from Stegodyphus dumicola, 4048 nucleotides. RefSeq names its product poly [ADP-ribose] polymerase 2-like. Gene Ontology annotation, cellular component: nucleolus. Lineage: Eukaryota; Metazoa; Arthropoda; Arachnida; Araneae; Eresidae. Gene Ontology annotation, molecular function: NAD+ poly-ADP-ribosyltransferase activity. Gene Ontology annotation, biological process: protein poly-ADP-ribosylation; double-strand break repair. The record is from RefSeq and is a predicted model, not a curated record.